Molecule: messenger RNA, 3826 nt
Organism: Cynoglossus semilaevis (tongue sole)
Lineage: Eukaryota; Metazoa; Chordata; Actinopteri; Pleuronectiformes; Cynoglossidae
Gene: b3gnt7l
Product: UDP-GlcNAc:betaGal beta-1,3-N-acetylglucosaminyltransferase 7, like
Exons: 1
Coding region: 2161-3393 (410 amino acids)
Biological process (GO): poly-N-acetyllactosamine biosynthetic process; protein O-linked glycosylation
Cellular component (GO): Golgi membrane
Molecular function (GO): UDP-glycosyltransferase activity; hexosyltransferase activity
Source: RefSeq, a predicted model, not a curated record
GCACUUUCUUUCAGCUAUGGCUGUACUCCCGUGAUGUUUAGUCCAUAACAUCUAUGGCGUCGUCACUUGGCCAGCCUUAGCCAGCCUGUCGUGGCUUCUUUGUAUGUUUCCUGCUGCUGUCUCCGCUGCUGGUUCACCCAUGGGUCAGAGAGCGUUCACGGUCGCCCCGCCCCCAAACUUUAGCAAGUGAUUAAUAUGACGUAAACUAGAGUUACGCAGCUCCGACUUCCUACGGUCGCAGACGGUCUGAAAUUCAAAGACGUAUAUUAGAGGAGUACCAAGUGUAACAAUGUCAACAAGUCUCAAACUGCCUAUGUUGCCAAAUUAGGUCGAUUUCACGGAUUGGGUACUGACUCAGGCUACGCUCUACUGCAUAUCGAUAGACAUCACUGCAUAAUACUGUUUUAAAAGAAAGCAGUUUUGCACAUACAGUAAGUGAAAUAAAACUAUUAAUAUUAAAACUAUUUUUUCAGCCAAAGUAAAAUCAACAAGAGCUAGUAACAAAUUAUGAUAAUUUUAAUAACGACAGUAGUGUUGUAUAUGAGGUUUUAGUACUGUAGUUGUACUACAGAUUCAUAUAGUACUGUAUAUACAUUUCAUAAAGAAAGCCGGCGAAUUAUUAUCGUCACAAACAUUCGUACUAUUUAACAAAAUAGGCAAAAACUUCAGAAUGUAAAACAGAUGUCGCCGAAUAAACCAGCCCUAAAUCCGGCCAGGGCAGUAAAACAUGUAUUAAAGAAAGAUAAUUUAUUUUGAAGUUUUACUUCCGUUUUACACGUUUCCUUCGAAGGGAUGUGAUGAGUGUAGUUAAUAUUUGUGUCCACAGAACGUCGCUGUUUCUCUUGCAAUGCAGUUGAACUAGUUUUAUUUUAUUAUUAUCAUUAUUGUUAUUUAGAAUGUUAUCCUUUCUGCAUAUUAACGAUGUUUUCAUUUAAUUUGUGAAUUUGUUCAUUUGUAUUUCCACAUUCAAGUAAAGAGUGAAACCACUUUAGAAAGAAAAGUGGCGAAAUAUUUGCAUAAUAUUUUUGAUUGGACAGGGAAUUAAAACAGUGAACAGGGACUAUGGAAGAGAAAAAAAGAAGGCAAGAAAACAGUAAAACAAACAGGAUCGCAAGGGAGCAGGGAGGAAUAGACAAGUCAACAGGUGAAAUUAAUGAGUCAUAGGUAACAGCAGGGCAGAGCUGCGGGUAAUUUACAGGAAGAUCACACGUGACAAACAUGGAAAAGACAACAGACAACAGAGAUACAUGACAUAAAUAAGGAAACCGAAAAAAGAAAUGGAAAAUCAGAAAAGGAACAAUAAAACACGGGGGGUUAAACCACAAAUCUAAAUAUCUUAUUAUAACCAAAACAUACAGUAAAUAUUAAAAUUAUUAACCAAAGGUUGAACUUGUGAACAAUGAUCAGGUGUCAGGGGAAAGCUGAUUGUUUUGGUGUAGUAUGAGUGGCUUUUCCUGUAAAUGGGCGUGUAUUUAUUUCGUAUGUAAGAUUACGAUUCAGAAUAAGAUGGCAUGGGGAGUCGUUCCUGUCUUCCAAGUGCAUUUUAAUUUAAUUUGCAGAUAAUUUUGUCCUUAAACUGGGGCAGUACAACAGGAGUGGCCACAUGUGUCUGUCACACACUGCAGUGACAACAGUACUGGGACUUUAAAUCCAACUGAUAAGGAAUUAGAUGAUACUGGAGGCUGUGAUAUAAUUAUCAGUACUGGACAGAAUGCAAUGUCUCUGUCUGCUAAUGCACAAAAAAUACAAAUACUUCAGUGUGGGUGAGUCAAAUUGCUCAAUCGAAGCCAGGGAAUUACGCCUGGUGUCAAAUAAGUGACGAUCAUUGGGGGGCGGAGACAUUUCAAGGAGGGAGGAGGGGUGUCGCGAGGUAGAAUGAAUAGACGUCGUGUCCUGGAGCACAUAAUCACUCACACUCCGUAAAGAACACAGGGAUACGUACCAUCAGCAUCCACAUGGUACACGGGAGAACCGUCAUGGGGGGAAAUGAGCCCCAGUGCCACUCCAGUGCCAGUGGGUACAGAUAGCUGAGGACGCAACAACCUGUGGUCUCCACAUGAGUAGGGACAGCGGGGAUACGGGCUGUGGCGCUGGAGUUGUGAAACAGUAUGAAGGCAGCGGAACCCGCUUCUGAAGGUCUGUGGGCGCCUCACUGAGACUAUGGAUCACUUUUUUCGGAGGAAGCGGCUCGGUCUGCUGAAAUCGCUGCUCAGCCUGUCUCUGGUCUUUGUGUCUUUUGUGAUGAUCCAGAAACUCAAGCUGGCGGAGAACGUCGGAGACAAACAGCCGAACGAUGCUGACUGGUGUGUCCCAGAGUGCUUCACGUUUAAGAAGGGAAUCGUUGCUAAACCUGCACCCGAGAGCUCCGUCUCCACCGUGCGUAACAGGGAGUUGGACGCGCAACGGAGUUCCAACGGCACUCCGACUCACUGGGACGCGCAGGUUCUCAACUGCAGUGAGGACGCGUCAGUUAAGACCAAGGACUGGUUUCAGCGACUGGACUCCAGGUUUCACCAGUUUGUGCUGCGCAGACACUGCAGGUACUUCCCCAUGCUCAUCAAUCACCCGGAGAAAUGCACAGACGGAGACGUGCACCUCCUCAUGGUGGUUAAGUCCGUCAUCGAGCAGCACGACCGACGGGAAGCUGUGCGUAAAACCUGGGGCAAGGAGCAAACGAUUAAUGGAAGGAAAAUCAAAACACUGUUUCUGUUAGGGAAACCGUCCACAGGCAAAGACGACAAAAACCUGCAGAAACUGGUCGAGUUCGAAGACUCGCUCUACGGGGACAUCCUGCAGUGGGAUUUCAUGGACACCUUCUUCAACCUGACCCUGAAGGAGGUCAACUUUCUCAAAUGGUUCCACAUCUACUGUCCCAGUGUCCAGUUCAUAUUUAAGGGAGAUGAUGACGUGUUUGUGAACACGCAAAACCUGCUAGAGCUCAUAGACUUCAAAGUGGACGAGGACAAGGUGGGCGACCUAUUUGUGGGGGACACCAUCGCCAAGGCGACCCCCAUCCGAAACAGGCAGAGCAAAUAUUACAUCCCCAAAGAACUUUACGACAAGCCGUACCCGCCCUAUGUCGGCGGUGGGGGGUUUCUGAUGUCCUCCGUAGUCGUCAGGAAGCUGUUCAUGGCCUCGGAGAAGCAGGAGUUAUACCCCAUCGAUGACGUGUUUUUGGGCAUGUGCCUGCAGAAGCUUGCCAUAAGCCCACAGAUGCACCCUGGCUUCAGGACCUUCGGCAUCACCAGGCGCAGGGUGAGCACCAUGAACAACGAGCCAUGCUUUUACAAAAGCCUCAUAAUGGUGCACAAACUGAGCGCACCAGACCUGAUCAAAAUGUGGAACGUGGUCCAAAGCAAGGACCUGGUUUGUGCGCAGAGGUCUUCAAUAUGACAAGGACAUGAGGACUUAUUUAGGGCCAUCAGACAAAAACUGGACAUCAUUUCACUGGAUAAGACUGAUGGUGUGAUAACAGUGCCCUGCCUGAGUGCAGUUUUCUUUAUGAAACCACUACCAAAAGAUUGUAUCAUAGGUUUCUGGUUCUUUGUGCCAUUCCAUCUGGAAGUCCCUGAGUCAGACUGUCUCAACACGACAUAGAAGUAAAAUAGUAACUGUUUUUCUUUACUUGUUUAAAAUCCAGCACAUUUUUUUUCUUUAAACUUCAGGCUUUUUAAAAAAAGUGUCUGUCAAUGUAACUGUAAGAGAAUUAAAGAAAUAUUAUGUCUAUUUUUGUGUUUAUGGUUUUCGGACAAUAUGCAGAAAAACUGUUCCGUCUGUUUCGAUGUAGAUUCAUGUACGAUACUGUUAAUAAAACUACAAAUACAGA